GAACAUCGAUUGCAGAGCCAAAUGGCAUGCUGCCGUAUCGCUCAUGGAAGAGCUUGCCCUACAAGCCGAGAUUGAGCAGGCCCGGCGGCGCCGCGACGCGGCGCUGGCGAGCUUGGCGGCCCUUGAUGCGGAGGCCAAGCCAGAGGUGCCCGUGCCGCUGGUCUCCGCCGCGGGACUCCUGCAACGCAGCUGCCUGAGCCCUCAGGUCGGCCGCCUGCCCUGCGAGCUGUGGCCGUUUGUAUUUUCCUGCAUUGCUCGGGCGGCUGUGCCAGAAGCCGUUUUGGGCCGCCUGCGGAAGCAGCUGGAUGCGACUGAAUCGCAGGGGAAGCUUGUGCCAUUGCCCAGAGCGGGCCUGGAUCGGGACUUCCAGUCUGUGCUGCUGGACCUGUGCCAAAUCUUGGCCGUGGCGCUCCGGGGGCGCCGGGAUUUCACGCUGGACUUGGACGAGGCGUGGGGCGUUGUGCAGAAGAAGGGGGACUACUUUCCGAUGGAGGCGCGGCGUGCCUCGUCGCAGGACGGCUUCGGGUGUAUCAUGGACCUAGACCUGCCGCCAUCGUUGAGCAUCGACAAUCACGAGAGGCCGACCAAGGGCUCCUACGGCUUCCAUGACGGCCUGCACAACCUGCUCUGGAAGGGUGAUCGAACCACGGAUAAGGACGACCUGGUACAGCCUGGCAUCAUUCAGCUGGAGCUUCGUGUGGGGCAGCUCUACGUCUUUCCGGACUGGGUGCAGACCAUCACCUACCCAUUUGAGGGCCCAGGCCAGCGCCGGUGGAUCGCAGCGACCGUCGCCCUGACCGAAAAGUCCCUCGGGCUCAAGGCGCGGCAAAGAAUUCUCGCCAAAGUGCUGCGGGAGUCCGCGUGGAUGGCGUCGGAGGGCGAGGAGUGGCAGCCUCGAGAUCCGCCUUUCCCCUCGGAGGCGCUGAGGUCACAGAGACGAUGGGAAAAGAAGCGGCACAGUCUAGGCGGUUCACAGCCGCCGUGGCCAGAUCUAUGGCAGGCAGAUGAUGUGUCCUUGGAUUGGUUGCGGGGCUUUCUGGCCAAGUACAGGACUGUGGAGAUGGUGGCAACCAGGUCAGCAGGACGUGAGAGCAGCCGACGAACACGAGUGAUAGAUGUCCUUUUGGACGACGCCAAAUCCGGGGAGGAUUGCUUGCAGAGCUUCAUUUCUCGCCUGGAGCAUCGCCUGCAGGCAGAAUCGAAGGCUCACAAGGAAAGAGCCAGAGAAGAGCCGGAACGUGCGAGGCAUCCAGCGAGCAGCGAGGGCGAUGUGGCAGCGGCCGUGGCCCGUGCCAAGCGGCGUGCCUCCGACCAGAAGCGCCGGCAGGCGCAGGUCCGAGAGGCUUCUGCCCGGGCAGUGAAGGAAGAGCGCUACGGCAAGAGAGACCAGCGCCUUGCUCGCUUCGAGAAGGACAUGAAGGCAAAGCCAUCGGGACGCACUGCUGAGGCAAGAAGCCGACGGCGAGUUGAACAGCGUUCUCAAGCCGCGCCAGAUCCCCUGGACCUUGAGGAGUCACUUGACCUCCUUUGAAAUGUGGGCCGGGAGCUGCCGUUGCGAAGUGGUGCUUGAACAGGGCUCCCGAACUGAAAUGGCCGGGGUGAGCGUGAGGCCAGC
Messenger RNA from Effrenium voratum, 1615 nucleotides. NCBI's taxonomy places the organism in Eukaryota, Dinophyceae, Suessiales, Symbiodiniaceae. The record is from the annotation of a GenBank genome assembly.